AUGCGGCUGUCGCAAAAGAAAGGGCUCUUCGGGCUGUCCGCCGGUUAUAAAACACACUUCAAUGCUGCAGACACCGUUACCAAAGGACAAUUGGAGUCCUGUCUCCGUUCUCUAGAGUCACGGCCCCAGUGGUGGACAUCAUAUAGUAAUAGUAGGCAAAAUGCCGUGGUCAUAUGCCAAGCCGCCAGAUUCGAGAAUGAAAGGGAGGAAAUCAUUGAACUCCACCGGUCUAUUAUUGAAGGCACGAUAAAGCUUGAUCAUGGGCUUCAGGAAGCAUUAAAAGUGGCCGCAACUGGGCUCUCUCAAUCUAAGGAGUUCCUGCAAUCAGUCGAAGACAUGAGAAGCAAGCUGGUAGUCAGCAUGGAGGAGACUGAGCUGCACUUCAAAACUAGGUUCGAGAAUUUGAUCCUCGACAUGGGUGUCCACGUUGGCUCGAUCCUAGAGCCUGUGGUUUCCACUAUAAAGAACCUACAUAGCAGCACGGCGUCCCUCGAUAAGAAUAUAGCGAAUGCAGCGGAAGGUGUCAACAACUUACGGAACAUCUUGAAGCUCGUUCAGGAUGAAGGCAUAGCAUGGGGCCAACAGCAAGCAGUGACUCGACAACAGGAUGCUCUUGCGGUUAGUGACCUAGUUUCAGACGUUCAAGGCAACAUGGAAAAGCUGUCUGGCACUGUAGCAAACUUCGACUCUGCCCUAGAAUGGCUUGCAGGCAGGUUUGUCCAUAUACUUGAGCAAGAGCAAGACAUAUCUGAGCGCCUGAGUAAUCUUGAAAUUGCCCUAAGUGGAUCUCAAAUAAUCGCUGAGGAACUGCGCAGCGCUCAGCUAGGGCAGACUGAACUCCAAGAGCAUAUCCUCACAAAUAUGCGGAUCUCUCAAGCGCUUGUCGAUAAAACAACGGCCGCAGCUGCGAACCUGCAGACAGUUGUCGACGACACUGUAAAACGAUUUGAAAAUCCUUUUAAUCGGCUUUGUUGGUGCACAAAGCCCUAG
This is a messenger RNA of Aspergillus neoniger CBS 115656, 990 nucleotides long. Its product is annotated as putative nuclear membrane fusion protein Kar5. The coding region runs from base 1 to 990 and encodes 329 amino acids. The transcript has 5 exons. NCBI's taxonomy places the organism in Eukaryota, Fungi, Ascomycota, Eurotiomycetes, Eurotiales, Aspergillaceae. Gene Ontology annotation, biological process: karyogamy involved in conjugation with cellular fusion; nuclear membrane fusion involved in karyogamy. Gene Ontology annotation, cellular component: endoplasmic reticulum membrane. The record is from RefSeq and is a predicted model, not a curated record.